This is a messenger RNA of Rubroshorea leprosula, 1827 nucleotides long. Lineage: Eukaryota; Viridiplantae; Streptophyta; Magnoliopsida; Malvales; Dipterocarpaceae. The record is from the annotation of a GenBank genome assembly.
GCAGCCCCCAAGCCCCAACCCUUUUAUAACCCAAAUAAAAUAUCCACCUGCCUUUGGCGCCAAAAUCCUCCGUCUUCCUCUCUAACAGAUCGCUCGCUACCCAGCCUACCCUGUUCUUGGCUUCACCAUCGGCGAUGGCUGACCCCGGCGGCGAUAAUGGCGGUGCUUCCGAACUUCUAGCUAAGUUUCUUGAUCUCCAAGAAAGGAUAGAGGCCGCAAAACUGAAAGUCCAGAAAAUGAUGGAAUAUUUGGGGCGCGAGGGAUUGGAAGAUCACCUGAAAGAGGCAGCUGAUGAUUCGAGGAUGGAAUUGGUAGAAUUCGAACAGAGGUUUCAAGAUUUCGUGGGUCAAAACAUCCCCCAUGGUGUUCCGAAUCUUGAUCCUUCGCUGUUGGAAACAUUUCGUCUAACAAUUCAAGAACUCGCUCUAGAAUUCGAUGUAAUAGAUGUGAGGGUCUCUGAAAAUCUUCUGGAAUUAGAGGAUUUUCAGGCAACCGGAAUGGUAGAAGAACAAUACCGGCCGAAGGGUCUUCAACCAAGUCCUUUAGCCGGUCGACGUACGCCUGGGGCUCUUGCGUUAGAUGCCUUGCUGCAAGCAGGAAUUAAGGUGAUGGAAACUUUUGAUCCGAUUAAAUUUAAUGAAGAAAUGGAAGAUAUUAAUCGUGAGUUCGCCUUAGAUAUUCUGAAAUCAAGGGAACUUCAAGCGCAGGCGAAUAAGCAUGGGAAACAUCCAUCUCCUCAGAAGAAGCGAAAACGGAAACUGGGUCCUGCGGAUUUGGUGAAGUUGAAGAAAAUCAAAUCGUUGCAUCGGGAACUAUCCGGUGCCGAUCGGCGUCUGAGUGAUAUCAUAGUGGAUUUGUAUGGAUUCCCAUCUGAUGAGGCACAGGGGAUGUCGAUGGGAGUUGUUAGGUCGACAUUGAACCGGAAUCCAGAAACUACAGAUCCCAGUUCAUCAACAGGAUCACUGAAAUUGAAUUGGGAUGGUGUGAGGAAAAAGAGGCAAGAGUUGCAAAUGUUGAAGUCUCUAGAAAACGAAUUUCAUGUUAUGACUCCGGCAGCAUUGAGGAACUGGAUUUACUGCCUGGAGACUCAGAUGUAUAACCUUUUUCAUCAUCUUCUGUCCUUAAUGUCAGGCUAUGAACCGGCAAUGGAAAGGCUAGGGCAACUGAGAACUUCGCUCGGAGAACUUAGACAGGAGAAUUAUGGGAUGGUGCCGAUGGUAGUACAGAGGAUCCAUGCAAUGCUGGAAAUGCAGGCGCCCGUCGAAUCAGCAUUGGACAGAGAUCAGCAGGGAGUGUUGUACAGAGAUAUGGGUUUUGAGCAUGUAAUUGAUUCGAUUCAUAGGAUGAUGCUGAAUCUGAGGUUUGUGCUAAUGGUUUCUGGGACUCCUAAUGCAAGGGGAAUACCUCCAUAUGUGCUGGAUAUGUGUGAGCGAGCAUUAAGGGAAGCUGAGGAGGAAUUGGAAAGGAUACAGAAGAUGAUUGUGGAAGGAAGGAGUCAUGUUGAGAAAAUAAGGAAGAGGUAUGAUGGAGCCGGUGGGAGCGGGAGCGGAAGUGGAAGUGGCAGCAGCGGUGGUGGGAGCGGAAGCGGGGGUGGGAGCUCACAAAUGUCAGAGAAGGCCAGGGGAAAGAUGAUAAUGAGGGAGUGGUGAUUUACAUGGUAUGCUUGGAUUCAAUCAUAGUCAAGUUGGUAGAUUUGUAAGGGGAAGAGUUCAAAUUUGGUGGAUUUUUGGAUUUUCUAGGCUUGUAUAGAAGGAAAAGUAGACCAAGUUCAAUUGCGACCAUGACAUUGUACAAUGAUAAAGAUUGUUAUAAAAGUGAAGUUUUAAU